Parathielavia appendiculata is the source of this 1576-nucleotide messenger RNA. Its product is annotated as NAD(P)-binding protein. The coding region runs from base 326 to 1342 and encodes 338 amino acids. NCBI's taxonomy places the organism in Eukaryota, Fungi, Ascomycota, Sordariomycetes, Sordariales, Chaetomiaceae. The transcript is spliced from 4 exons. The record is from RefSeq and is a predicted model, not a curated record.
CCCUGUCUCCUGUUCGGCGCCCUUCGGGGUUGGAACGAAAGUCCAAAGCAGGGUGCGGGGUAGUGCCGCUAUCUCGAGAUUGCCGAGCCCGGACGCUGGGCAAGCUGAACACGGCGCUCAGCCUGUGAAGGGUAAUGACAGGAACGGAUAGUGACCUUCACUAAUCCGGCCGAGAGAUGGCGGGUAAUUCGGCGGAAAAUGUAUGCCCUAGCAGAGCUCUACUCGGCCAUAUAAGGUAUUGCACCAUCUGCAGGGCAGCUUCCGACACCAGUCAUAUUACGCCGACUCACCUUCCGGCUACGACCUCUUGUCCGCACCAAGAACGAUGACUUCUAACUCUACGUUUGGCCAAAGGACGCCUGGCUCCGAGGUUGCCAGAGUGUUCGCUGAGCAGAUACGGGGAAAGACAAUCCUGGUUACGGGCGUCAGUCCGAAAGGAAUCGGCUCGGCGACCGUCUUGAACCUCGCAUCUCAGAACCCGGGGCUUCUGAUACUCGCAUCCCGGACCAAGUCGCGACUUCAAGAGGUAGCCAAUCAGAUUGCUGAGAAGUUCCCUAGCACACGGGUAGAGAUCGUCCUCUUGGACCUGGGCUCUCAAAAAUCCGUUCGACAAGCCGCUGCCGACGUCGCAGCCCUGACCGACAAGCUCGACAUCCUCAUCAACAACGCCGGCAUCGUGGUUACAUCCCGCCAGGCCACGCCCGAGGGCAUCGAGCAGCAGUUUGGCACCAACCACAUUGGUCCAUUCCUCUUCACCAACCUCCUCCUCCCCCUCCUGUGCAAGGCGGCCAAGUCCAACCCUCCGGGGUCUACACGAAUCGUGUCGCUCAGCAGUGCGGGACACAGGCUGUCUCCCAUCCGCUUCUCGGACUACAACUUUGAAGGCAAGGAGGUGCCGCCCGAGGAAGAUCACUUCAAGCCACUCCCGGGGGCCUUUGCUAAGUGUGCCCCGGACGGGUACAACGGCAUCGUCACGUACGCGCAGUCCAAGACGGCAAACAUCUUAUUUACUGUCUCUCUUCAGAAGCAUCUGACCAAAGCCGGAAUUGCUGCGUACACUCUCCACCCUGGCACAAUCGAGACAGACCUCAGCCGCGAUCAAGAUGACGAACUGACGGCCCAGUUCUACCACGUUGCGCCGUACUGGAAGACUCCUAACGAGGGGAGCUCCACCACGCUUGUGGCAGCUUUGGAUCCCGCUCUGAAUGAUGUCAAGGCCCUGUAUCUCUCCGACUGUCAGUUCGCGGAGCCAUUCCCGCAUGCUAGUGACGCCGUUGCUGCCGAUCGGCUGUGGAAACUAAGCGAAGAGCUGGUUGGCGAGAUGUUCUCCCUUGACGGUUGAGAAGCGACGUCGCCUUGACUCCUCGGUAAUCGGGCAAACAAGUCGGGGUCGAGCAACAUGUUCUACUUGAUUUAAUCAUGCCAGAUUUCAAGCAUAGGAUAUCCGGUAUAACGCCCUUUGAUAUUCGAAAAUGGGUCCAGCAGUGGUGAGACAGCUUCACCUUGAAAUCAGGUAGGUCCCAUGUAUUUGUGAGAUUCACCGUACAUGAGCGGUGCAAAGAUUACGACUGGAUUU